This is a messenger RNA of Pichia membranifaciens NRRL Y-2026, 1137 nucleotides long. RefSeq lists its product as hypothetical. The transcript has a single exon. Bases 1 to 1137 code for a protein of 378 amino acids. Lineage: Eukaryota; Fungi; Ascomycota; Pichiomycetes; Pichiales; Pichiaceae. Gene Ontology annotation, biological process: protein dephosphorylation. Gene Ontology annotation, molecular function: protein tyrosine/serine/threonine phosphatase activity. Gene Ontology annotation, cellular component: nucleus. The record is from RefSeq and is a predicted model, not a curated record.
AUGACAGAAGAUCCUACCUUAUACAGGACAUUAGGUCCAAUAUAUAUAUCUUCCAUCCAGCCAUUGUUGGAAAAUGAAGAUUUACACCAGAAAUACAAGAUCAAAACCAUCAUUUCGGUAACAAAGUCAGACAUACCGCUGACAUAUACCAAGGAGCCAUAUACUCACCUUCAGAUUCCCAUCGAUGAUUUACCGACCGAAAUAUUACUUCCAUUUAUACCCGAAGUCAACCAACUGAUUUUGAAAACUAUAUACAGACCAUUAUCUAAAGAUGCUCUUGAUAGCUCUCUCAUAAAGGAAAACAAAGUGCAGAAGCCAUCGCUGUCCGGGGAUGCUGUUCUGAUUCAUUGUCAAUCAGGGGUAUCAAGGAGUGUAGCCUUUGCUUGUGCUUAUCUCAUGAACCGGCACAAUCUUCCUCUCUCACAUGCGUUGCAUGCAAUUAGACGAAAUAAUUCGGGUAAAACGUUCCAGCCAAACGAUGGAUUUAUGGAGCAACUUGAAAUUUACCAAGAAAGUGGAUGGUGUGUCGACGUUAGUAAAUUACGAAAAACUUCACCUCGUUGGAGAGCAUACCGCAUGGAAUAUCUUAUAACAUCAAUGAUACACAGUGGAGCAAUUGCUGACGAUGAAAAAGAUAGCAAUUUCAGCAAGAUUGAAACUUCAAGUGAAAAGGACCCAAAUUGGUUUGGUUUCAAAUGUGCCAAAUGUAGAUCGCUUCUAGCGAGUAGUGAAGUUUAUAUUCCACACUCACCGCCAUUUGAAAAAGAUGAUAAGCAGAUGUAUUUUAUCAAAAAUGCAUUCAGAAGUAAAAGGGUGGUCAACGUUCAAAAAGGACAUAAUGAGUGCACUCUUAUAUUUACAGAACCACUUCUUUGGAUGCGUGAUAAAUUGGUGAAUGAAAAUAGCUCCAGCGCAGACAACACUGACACAGGAAGGGGGAAUGAAGACCAUGAAGCUCUAGAAGGAAGAUUAGAUUGUUACAAAUGUGGAGCAAAAGUUGGGGGGUGGAAUUGGAAAGGUGGAAGAUGCAGUUGCGGUAAAUGGAUGGUGCCAGCAAUAAAUCUACUCAAGUCAAAGGUGGUUCAAACGGAUCGUAACAAUAAACUGAUUUUGCCUAAUGACGAUAGAGCAGUCUGA